AUGCCUUCGAGCUCGCGCCCUUCCAAGAUCCACUACAGCUCCUCGUCUUCGUCCGACUCCGACCUCUCGUCCGCCUCUUCAUCCUACAGACACAGCAUGGACUCCGUCUCAAGACCGAUUGCCUCCGUCGAGGUCCUCCGCUGCCUGCGCUGCGCGAGGGCGGUCGAGGCCACCUCAACAGACGACUCCAGCUCGACCGGCAUGGUCCGCAUCGCCCACAACCUGUACUACUGCGAGCGCUGCGCCAAGAUGGUCGGCUACAAAUGA
Colletotrichum spaethianum is the source of this 267-nucleotide messenger RNA. RefSeq lists its product as uncharacterized. Bases 1 to 267 code for a protein of 88 amino acids. The transcript has a single exon. The record is from RefSeq and is a predicted model, not a curated record. NCBI's taxonomy places the organism in Eukaryota, Fungi, Ascomycota, Sordariomycetes, Glomerellales, Glomerellaceae.